This is a messenger RNA of Haemonchus placei, 882 nucleotides long. The record is from the annotation of a GenBank genome assembly. Lineage: Eukaryota; Metazoa; Nematoda; Chromadorea; Rhabditida; Trichostrongylidae.
AUGGACUUCACUUCAGGCGAAGUGGAUGAUAGGACAAAGCCAUUCGAUUUCGAUGUCUCACACAGAGAUCUUAUACAUCAACAGUGUGUUGAGAAAUGCAAAAAAGAGAAUAACUUAGCAAGUACCUUAUCUCUUGCUUGUCAGGUUGCGUUUGAUCAUCAUGGUCGAAGGUUAGCGACAUGCUCUAGUGAUAUGACAUUGUCAGUGUGGGAUCGAGGUUCCGAUGGGACAUGGACGAAGGCGGCAAGUUGGAAGGUGCAUGGUGGUGCUGUUUGGCGGGUUGUGUGGGCCCAUCCCGAAUUUGGGCAGUUGCUUGCCACGUGUUCCUAUGAUCGUAGUGUUCAUAUAUGGGAAGAAAUUCGAAGUGGUCCCGGUGCAGAGGGACGCAAAGGAGCCCGUUGGGUACGGAAAGCCUAUCUAACUGAUAGUCGAGCGAAUGUUACGGACAUUGCUUUUGCGCCACGGCACCUUGGCCUUAUGUUGGCAACAGUAUCUGCACAGGGAAUAGUUCGGAUAUACGAAGCUGCUGAUGUAAUGGACCUUUCUAGAUGGUCUCUUUGCCACGAACUUCAGGCAUUCUACACGAGAUGUGGUAGUGUUGAGUGGAGCCGAUCUCGAAUCCAUCGUCCCCUUCUAGCGGUUGCUUCAGACGAUAAACGUGCCGAGAACGAUGAAAGGAUAGUGAUAUACGAGCACAAUGAAAAUUUACGAAAAUGGCAGCGUGUCGUUUCCCUCAGGCUUGAUCUCGCAUUUCCGGUUACCGAUCUUCGAUUUUCUCCAAUUGCCCUUGCCCAUUCACAUCAACUAGCAGUGGCUGCAGGAGACGUACACGUCUAUAAUAUCAAGGUAAGUAAUGAUUAUUUCAAUCUUAUAUCAUGCUGA